AGGGUAAAACAUCGACAGUAUGGACACCUCCGACGCCGCGUUUUACGCCGAGAACAGCACCCUGCAGAGCGUGCAUGUACACCGGAUCAUGGAGCAGCACCUGCGCUGGGAGCGGGAGGACAGAGUGCUGGACGUGGGCUGCGGGACGGGACGGACCACGCAGUACAUCGCACAGCGCGGGGUCAAGUCCGUGGUCGGGAUAGACUUGUCGCCAGACUUCAUCAGGUACACAGAGGAAAACAAGCGAAACAGAAAUGUGUCCUUCUGCGUUGCCGACAUUCAGCGCUCCUCUGACCUGCAGCCGGCCUGGAGGCAGUCAUUCGACAAGGCGGUGAGUUUCUACGUCCUGCAUCUGAUCAAAGACAAGAAGCUCGCUCUGGAGAACAUCAGCGCCUGUCUGAAACCCGACGGACGACUGCUCAUGAUCGUCCCGACGUAAGACAACGUCCUGAUGGUGACGACCAGGUUCAUGUCGGCUCACCAGAGAUGGGGGAGGUAUCUCGCCGGCUGUCCCCAGAUGAUGCCCUGGUCAGCUGACGACCAGGAGGGUCUGAGUCGUCUUGUCGAAGACUGCGGAUUUGAGGUGUUGUCGUGUGAGUGGCCGCUGCUGCGCCACUGGUACGGAUCUGAGGAGGACACCGUGAGCGCCAUGCUGCCGUUCCUGGGUCUCCGCCACGUCCCGGAGGACGAGCAGGCCGACUUCCUCUCUGACUGGUGGGCCUGCGCCAGGAACAUGACGGACGCCUCAGGCUGCAGUGUCGCGAUAGACUCAGACGGUAGAGUGGCGUGGACGUUCCGUAUCUUCAUCAUCCACGCCAGGAGGGUUUAAUCAUAAACGAUGAGUUUUAUGUUUUAUGUACAUACCCGAUGGCUAAUUGCAACGUGUUACAUGAGCCUCAACCUCUAGUUUUUAAAUUGUUAAUAUCGAUUUGUGUGUUCAUUGUUGAUGUUUUGAUGUAUUUAUGUCUUUUUAAAUGUAUUCACUGU
Messenger RNA from Branchiostoma belcheri (Belcher's lancelet), 987 nucleotides. RefSeq names its product demethylmenaquinone methyltransferase-like. The transcript has 3 exons. Lineage: Eukaryota; Metazoa; Chordata; Leptocardii; Amphioxiformes; Branchiostomatidae. The record is from RefSeq and is a predicted model, not a curated record. The coding region runs from base 20 to 439 and encodes 139 amino acids.